AUGUAUGAGAGGCAGACAGAGGCAUUCCGCGAGACAGAGGACGCAGGCGAUCGAGGACUUUCGCCGAGGCAAGGCCAUCGGAAGUUCACAAAUUGUCUGGAGAAGUUCCACCGUCAAAAUCCAGCACCCAGUUCUCCUGAGGACUGGGUGGACACUUCUGCCUCGGAGAUUAGGGUCUUCCUGUGCCUUAGGAUUGCCGUGGGGAUGAACCAUAAGCCCGAGCAGAGGCAUUAUUGGUCGACCGAUCUCUUCUACCGCAUGCCCUUGUUCCCGAAGACUAUGACGCAGGACCGUUUCGAUCAGCUGAGCCGAUACCUUCGCGUGGUGGACAACGAGGCGAGUCAUUCCCCCGAUGACCGCCUGUGGAAGUUGAGGCCAGUGAUAGAAAUUCUCCAGCGUCAGUUCUCGUCGGUCUAUACUCCUCCUCAGGAUUACGGUCGACGAGAGUCUCUGGAAAUUUCGGAGGCGAUUUGCAGCCGCGACCUCCAGCCACGGCCAGCACGAGCGCUUCGGGGUGAAAUAAAGCUCGUGGUCAGAGAUGGCCCGAGCUGCGGCUACAUUUGCGCCUUCGAAGUCUACUCGGGCAAGGACCAAAACAUACCCGCAUCCCAGAGGGCUGUCGUCAACAUGAUGGGCGCCGCGACUUGUUUGGGAAAGGGUAGCUCUAUACCGAUGACUGAUGUGGACAGUCGGAGCACGUCUACGGGUAUGCUGUGCCUGCAGUGGCAUGGCAAGCGUGUGGUGACAAUGCUGUCGACUGUCCACGGAAGCAACAUGGUCGCCACUCAGUCCCACAGGGGGUUUAAGCGUGUCAAGCCCCAAGUAGUCGUGGACUAUAAUGUUGGGAUGAAGGGGGUUCAAUACGAGCGAUCAUGUAGCUCAAUCGGACCCGACCACUCGCAAGUCCCUCAAGUGGUAUAA
This is a messenger RNA of Penaeus vannamei (Pacific white shrimp), 921 nucleotides long. NCBI's taxonomy places the organism in Eukaryota, Metazoa, Arthropoda, Malacostraca, Decapoda, Penaeidae. The record is from RefSeq and is a predicted model, not a curated record.